Euleptes europaea (tarantolino) is the source of this 1615-nucleotide messenger RNA. RefSeq names its product WW domain containing transcription regulator 1 (gene WWTR1). The record is from RefSeq and is a predicted model, not a curated record. Gene Ontology annotation, biological process: hippo signaling; positive regulation of transcription by RNA polymerase II. Gene Ontology annotation, molecular function: transcription corepressor activity; protein binding; transcription coactivator activity. The transcript is spliced from 6 exons. Gene Ontology annotation, cellular component: cytoplasm; nucleus. NCBI's taxonomy places the organism in Eukaryota, Metazoa, Chordata, Lepidosauria, Squamata, Sphaerodactylidae. Bases 10 to 1209 code for a protein of 399 amino acids.
GCGGGCAACAUGAACCCUGCUGCCGUCCCUCCCCCGCCGGGCCAGCAAGUCAUCCAUGUCACCCAAGACCUGGACACGGACCUCGAGGCCCUCUUCAACUCGGUGAUGAACCCCAAGCCCAGCUCGUGGAGGAAGAAGAUCCUGCCCGAGUCCUUCUUCCAGGAGCCCGACUCCGGCUCCCACUCGCGCCAGUCCAGCACCGACUCGGGCAGCCACCCGCCGCGCCUGCCCAGCGCCGCCCUCGCCGCCCACCACGUCCGCUCGCACUCCUCGCCCGCCUCCCUGCAGCUGGGCGCCGGCGCCGCCGCCACCCCCGCCGCCGCCCAGCAGCACGCCCACCUCCGCCAGCAGUCCUACGACGUGACCGACGAGCUGCCGCUGCCCCCCGGCUGGGAGAUGGCGCUCACCCACGCCGGCCAGAGAUACUUCCUCAACCAUAUAGAAAAAAUCACAACAUGGCAAGAUCCUCGAAAGACGAUGACCCAGCCGCUGAAUCACAUGAGCCAUCAUCCUCCAACCACUUCUGCCCCGGUAGCCCAGCGAUCAAUGGCAAUGUCACAACCCAACCUUGUAAUGAAUCACCAGCACCCACCGCAAAUGACGCCGACUACAACCAUGUCUCAACAGAGCCACCCUACCCAAAACCCUCAGGCUGGCUUAUUGAACAUGCCAAAUGCACUGACGUCCCAGCAGCAGCAACAACAGAAACUGAGGCUUCAGAGGAUCCAGAUGGAAAGGGAGAGGAUUCGCAUGCGCCAGGAGGAACUGAUGCGACAGGAAGCUGAUUUGUACAGACAACUUCCCAUGGAGUCUGAGAACAUGGCCCCUGUUCAGACUGCUGUGAGCCCACCUAACAUGACCCAAGAUAUGAGAUCUAUUACAAAUAAUGGAUCGGAUCCUUUCCUGAAUAGUGGGCCAUACCAUUCCAGGGAGCAGAGCACAGACAGUGGCCUAGGCUUAGGAUGCUACAGCAUACCAACUACACCUGAAGACUUCCUCAGCAAUGUAGAUGAGAUGGACACAGGCGAUAAUGUAGCACAGACCCCCAUGAAUAUCAACCCACAACCAACCCGUUUCCCUGACUUCCUUGACUGUCUUCCAGGAACAAAUGUUGAUCUUGGGACAUUGGAGUCUGAAGAUCUGAUCCCUAUCCUCAACGAUGUGGAAUCGGUCCUCAACAAAAACGAGCCCUUUCUCACUUGGCUGUAAUUGAUGCUCAGUGCUUGGUUCAGUUGUUGAAAUCCGAGAUUUCCUUUUCCCUCUAGAAAUAAAUGCAGAGCAGCCUCAAGUCCCUCAGCUAGCCAAUGAUGCCUUAUUGACUUCCAAGAGACCCUUUUAUGUCAAUGAACCUUUGUCUAGGUUUCAUUGGCAAUAACUUAAGUAUGAAAUAUAUGCAAAUAUAUACGUAUAUAUCUAUUUUUAAGGAGUAGAACUAUGUAUAUGCAUCUAUAACCUUUCGUUUUUAGUUACGUAGAAAUGUUCUGAAGACAAGGGAGAUUUUCUUGCCUGUGUCAGAACUUACAAUCAUUGGUUACACAGCCAGAUUUUAAUGAACCAAAAGAGUUGACUACAAGAAGCUUUUGGCUGCAGAAGGCAGCUUGGUUCCAAAAACUUU